UGGCGUACCGACGUUUGAAUUUGAUCGUUACGUGACGGCACACUGGAAAGUUUGUGAAACACAUGUGACAUUUUACCAUUUACGGGGAAUAUUUGAGCGUUCCAAACUAAAACAGAGUAUCGGCCAGGCUUGGAUUUCGCGAGCAAACCAUUCGAUAUGGAGAACUUCGUGAAGAUCGAGAAAAUCGGUGAAGGAACGUAUGGAGUUGUGUAUAAGGGAAAGCACAAGAAAACGGGAGAAAUUGUGGCUAUGAAGAAGAUUCGCCUGGAAAGUGAUGAUGAGGGAAUGCCAUCAACAGCAAUUCGUGAGAUCUCAUUGCUCAAAGAAUUACCACAUCCCAAUAUUGUCCGAUUGAUGGAUGUACUUAUGGAAGAAACUAAAUUGUAUCUUAUUUUUGAAUACCUUACUAUGGAUCUAAAGAAAUACAUGGAUAGUUUGGGUAGUGGGAAACUAAUGGAACCAAAAGUGGUGAAAUCUUAUUUGUAUCAGAUCACACGUGCCAUAUUGUUUUGCCAUAAACGUAGAAUACUACAUCGUGAUUUAAAGCCUCAAAACUUAUUAAUCGACAAGUCAGGAGUUAUUAAAGUAGCAGAUUUUGGUCUUGGGAGAGCAUUUGGCAUACCAGUUAGAGUAUAUACACAUGAAGUAGUCACUUUAUGGUACAGAGCACCAGAGAUACUUCUUGGUGCUAGUAGAUACUCGUGUGCUAUUGAUGUAUGGAGCAUAGGAUGUAUAUUUGCUGAAAUGGCGACAAAGAAGCCGCUAUUCCAAGGAGAUAGUGAGAUUGAUCAGUUAUUCAGAAUAUUUCGGAUAUUAAGGACACCAACUGAAGAAAUAUGGCCUGGUGUGACACGGUUAUCAGACUAUAAGGCCACAUUUCCAAAUUGGAUAACAAAUAAUUUGGAAUCUCAAGUUAAUGUAUUAAAUGCCGAUGGACUCGAUCUUUUGCAAGCGAUGCUUGUCUAUGAUCCAGUGCACAGAAUAUCCGCACGUGCUGCCUUAAAUCAUCCUUAUUUUAAUGAUUUAGAUUUAUCCAAACUGCCACAGGCAUAAUACUAAGGAACUGUGAGGAAAAUAAUAGAUUUAUGUUGCUCGAAUUAUGACAUUUUAAUUGUGUGACUAUGUAGAGAAUAUAUCUCAGGGUAAUUAAAAAAGUUAAUUUAUUCGAGUGUAAGAACAUGUUUAAGUUUCUCUUUUAUGACUUUGCUUAUCAAAAUGGGGGAAAUUCAAUCAAGAAACAGUGAUUUCGUAUCGCAAUGCUAUUAUGUUACAACAGAAUUCUAAAUUAAAAUUAUUAUAAAAGAACUGUGUCAUUAUAAGCUAUCACGGUAUGCUCGAGCAAGAAGUGUACUAUAAAAGUUUGAUACUUCAGUGAUCCAUUAUUAUUACAUAAAAAACUCUUCAGGUACCAUUAUAGUACACAGCAAAUAGGGAAACUUACGUUUUCACUAUUUGUAGUAUAUUCUACAUGCUGCAUCUGUAGAAAAGGCAGCACAUUUGGUAGUAUUAGUAACUUAAUUAAAAAUAAUCUACUACUGCCAUGUGUACAUAUCACAGAAAAAUUUCGUACGUUUGUUGAAAUAUGUCUCUUGUACUUUUAUUCGCAAAUAAACAACGAUAUUUUAUUCUAA
Dufourea novaeangliae is the source of this 1631-nucleotide messenger RNA. It is a transcript of the gene Cdk1, whose product is annotated as cyclin-dependent kinase 1. Gene Ontology annotation, biological process: G2/M transition of mitotic cell cycle; protein phosphorylation; mitotic G2 DNA damage checkpoint signaling. Gene Ontology annotation, cellular component: nucleus. Bases 157 to 1053 code for a protein of 298 amino acids. NCBI's taxonomy places the organism in Eukaryota, Metazoa, Arthropoda, Insecta, Hymenoptera, Halictidae. The record is from RefSeq and is a predicted model, not a curated record. Gene Ontology annotation, molecular function: cyclin-dependent protein serine/threonine kinase activity; ATP binding; RNA polymerase II CTD heptapeptide repeat kinase activity. The transcript has 4 exons.